Molecule: messenger RNA, 2009 nt
Organism: Melopsittacus undulatus (budgerigar)
Lineage: Eukaryota; Metazoa; Chordata; Aves; Psittaciformes; Psittaculidae
Gene: ANKRD42
Product: ankyrin repeat domain 42
Exons: 12
Coding region: 113-1642 (509 amino acids)
Cellular component (GO): nucleus
Molecular function (GO): protein binding
Source: RefSeq, a predicted model, not a curated record
GAUACUUCUUGAGACCUACAUUUUUAUGCUUGCUUGACUUGCAGACAGUAGCCCACCUCUUCAAGACUUCUAACAGUGAGAAAUCCAAUCAGUGCAUUUUCAUCCUGUAACGAUGGCUACUGUAGAAGUGGCUGCCAAGAAGACAAACUACAGUAGUGUGCAUGAGGCAGUGAAAGCUGGGGAUGUGGAACAGCUUGCGUCAAUGAUAAGAAGUGGAGCUGGUAUUAAUGAGGUGGAUUUAGUCCACAAAUUCACACCACUGCACUGUGCUGCACACUCUGGAAGCCUGGAGUGCCUUCACUGGUUGCUCUGGCAUGGAGCUGAUACAACACGUGUGACUGUGGGAGGCUGGACAGCAGCUCACCUUGCGGCUAUCCGGGGUCAGGAUGCUUGCAUGCAGGCUUUGUUAGUGAAUGGAGCAAAUGCAGAAGCUCAGGAUGACCGUGGGUGCACACCCUCACACUUGGCUGCAGCUCAUGGGCACUCAUACACCUUGCAAACCUUACUGCGACAUGGAGUGAAUGUGAAUGUUUCAGACAGGAAGGACUGGAAGCCUGUUCAUUAUGCUGCUUUCCAUGGCCGCUUGGGCUGUUUGCAGCUUCUCCUUAGAUGGGGAGCAUGUAUUGAUGAUGUGGAUAACAAUGGAAACCUUCCAGCUCAUCUAGCAGCAGUGGAAGGGCACUUGCAUUGCUUCAAGUUCUUGGUCAGUAAAAUGGCCACUGUGAUGCACACACUGAAAGCCAGGAAUGACCAAGGGGAGACUCCAAGGGACUUGGCUGAACGGUUCUAUAAAGAUAAUAUCCUGCAGUAUAUUGAUGGUGUGGAAAAAGAGAGGCAGCAUCCAGAGACACAGGCAGUUUUAGCUUUCCCAGCUCAUGGUGCUGCUUCCCAAGGGGACUUGUUAACACUUAAAGGAUUAGUGGGAAGUGGAGUGAUCAAUAUGAAUGAGCGGGAUGAUGAGGGAUCCACUCUCAUGCACAAAGCUGCUGGACAGGGGCAGAUCCAGUGCCUACAGUGGUUGAUUGAAAUGGGAGCUGACUGCGACAUUACAAAUGAUGCUGGAGAGACUCCAAAGGAUGUAGCCAAGAGAUUUGCCCAGCUGGCAGCUGUGGAACUUCUGACACAGAGAGCUGGGGACAGUAACUCAAGUGAUGAAGAACUAGAUGCAAACAACAUAAAGUUCUUUGAAAGCCAUGGUGUGGAAGGGAGCACAGAUAGCAAAGCAGAUGUAACACUGGGUAAAGCAGAGAAGAGGGAUGCACGCAUGAGAGCCUAUCACAAGAUUCAAGAACUUCAGCAACUGCUAGAAAUUGCCUACAGCAACUACAGGCAGCUGGGAGGAAUAAUUGAAGAGGAAAAGAAGACAAAGAAAGAAGAAAAGGAAGCUGAGAAGGCUGUGAGGGAGCUGGAGGCCCAGCUGGAAUAUGAGCGGGUGAGGCGGGAGAAGCUGGAGAGUCAGCUGGAUGAGUGCCAUGCCAAGAUAAACCACAUGAGAGUGAGCCUGGAGAAACAAGAGAAACAAUACAGCUCUCCUGCUCCCCCCAUGGAACCUGAGACCAUCUCCAAGCCUUGCAAAGAGAAAACGAAAGUAAAGAAGAAACCAGCCUGCAGCCCUGGGGGAGUGUUUGUGAGACUACGCUGAGGGGUGAAGCUCCAAGUAGGGGCAGCCUGAGGAAGGACAAUGGCAAUAUUCCAGACAACACGAAGUGUUUGCAUAGCCCAGCUCCACAGAGGAGUCAUGGUUCUCUGCAUUUAAUCAUGGAAUGGUUUGGGUUGGAAGGGACCUUAAUGCUCAUCCAGGUGCAACCCCUGCCACUAGAGCAGGUUGCUCCAAGCCCCAUCCAACCUGGCCUUGAACACUGCCAGGGAUGGGGCAGCCACAGCUUCUCUGGGCACCCUGUGCCAGCGCCUCAGCACCCUCAUUAGUAAAGAAUAUCAUCCUAUAUCUCAAUCUCCCCUGUCAGUUUAAAGCAACACUUCUUUGUCCUGUCCCUGCAGGCCCUUGUAAA